UAGCUUGCGCGUCUUGUACUUAACAGUCGUGUAGGUAUACGCCCAUUUAUCGAUGGUAGGUGAGCGGGCCGUGGUAUUCAAUGGCUUUGCCACAUAAGAAACAUCGCAUUUGUUUAAUAGGACGCGCCAUCACCCUACCUCCUCUCGAGUCUCUACUGCAGUAUGAAUCGGAUAUGUAGUGCGUAACCUAAGUAGAGCUAGUAGAGCUGCUGGUUGUAUAGCACAGCACUGAUAACCCCUAAAAACUCCAGGCAGCCCACUACCGGUAUUGUACAGGUAGGUAGGUAGGUACUUACUCAGGUGUACAUGUAAGAAGACCUGGCCACUGUGGGGCUUGAACCAUGCCCCUCGACCUUGGAUUAAAAGAGCUGCUCACCCGACAUGCAACUUCUUGGUGUUCACAUGCUCUCUAUUCACCUGAUCUACUGAAUACUUGAUAGGCAAAUUCUGGGGAGGGACACCUCUCACCGCUCCGUUCCCUCUGCAAGAUCCUGUCCUCCCGGGAGUCCAUCUCUCAACCCUUCCCGUCAUCACAACUGCUCCACCCCGCGAUGACAUCAGAUCCGCCGCGAGGGCGAGGGAGCUCUCCCACUGGUAGCUUUUACGCCAUGAGCGACGACGAAGAGGGCGAGUACAACACCGUCACUCACACCGAGACAGGCCGCGGAGUCAAACUAUUGUACUCCAAAAGCAAGGUGUAUAUUCACCCAACACCAUCAGCCAAAGACAACAUCCCCGGCUACAUCGCUCUGCUACAGCAGAAAGGUCUUUCGGACGGGCGGCCAACUUCUUCUUCCUCACACAUGUCCCACGCGCCGGCCUCAUCGGACCUUCUCCUGGCUUGGCUUCCCGAGUCUUCUCUGGGUGACGCUGCUAGUAUCUAUGUCAAAGUUGACCUAACUGAUGGUGACUCCCCUCCGAAACAAAGUUAUCUAGUGCCAUCGCCCCCAACCGUAACGACCCAUCGGGGUUCAAUCGGCCAUUAUGCAUUUGCUAUACCUGUGGGCGCCAUAUACUCUCUCCUGGUACGCCCUCCAAGCCUGGGCUGGUGGUUUGGCUCUGUGGUAAUCAACACUAGGGCUGGAGAUAGCUUCCCUGCGCUCUUUUUCCACGACAGCGAAUGCCAGUCGACUAUUUUACAAAAGAAGAAGCUAGCAAGAGAGAGCUUUGAUCCUUUUGGCGAAAAUGGCCAGGUAUUUUGGGGUGGCGAUGAGGUACUGCGCUGGCUGAGGCGUUACGUUCGUAUUGAAAGGAGCGUAGUGGAGCCAAACAUCUAUUUAGUCGAACCAAGCAAGGAAGAUAGUGACGGAUUUGGUGGGCAGGCUAGCUCUAGCACGCCAACACAGAUUGGUCGGCGCGACAGUUCACGUGGUAUGUCUGUACAAGGAGCUGCGGGAACUUCAGCUGCCGGUCCAAGCGGGCAAACGCACGACGGUGGCAUGGACCCGGUAAUGAAGUUCGUCAAGGAAACCGGCUGGAAUAUCAUGGAGAAGUUUAGUAAAGUGACGACGUUUACUCGAAAGACAGCGCAAGACAUAAUCGACAAUCCUAAAAUACCACCCCAGGUCCGAAGAUUGAUGGGGAAUCCUGAGGUGCAGACCAUCCAAAGUGAUUUCGACAGUGCGAGAAUAUAUCUAGCCCGAUGGGCGAUGGGAAUUGCAGAACAGAGUGAGAAAGACCGGACAAAGCGGAUAUGGACUGCAAGAGAUGUCAUGGAAAUGGAGGACACAGACGUGGGCGAGUUUGAAUUACUGGAAACGAAUUCUAUGUCACUUGAAGAUCGGCGAAAUCGGGUAACUCUCCAAGAAUGGAAAGGUUUUUUCGACAGUCAUACAGGCAGACUCUCAUGGACGAUUGACGAAGUUAAGGAACGAAUUUUCCACGGAGGACUAGAUCCAGACGAUGGAGUUCGCAAAGAAGCUUGGCUUUUCCUCCUGGGUGUAUAUGACUGGUAUAGCACGCCUGAGGAACGAAGAGCCCAAUUGGCAUCGUUGAGAGAUGAAUACGUGAAACUCAAGGCAUCAUGGUGGGAGAGGCUUGUCGACCUGGGUGGUGAAGGUGAAGAAGGUGAAUGGUGGAGAGAACAGAGAGGAAGGAUCGAGAAAGAUGUGCAUAGGACUGACCGCAUGGUUCCCAUAUUUGCUGGUGAAGAUACCCCUCAUCCAGAUCCAAACUCUCCCUUUGCAUCCGUAGGAACAAAUGUCCAUAUGGAGCAAAUGAAAGACAUGCUCCUCACUUAUAACGAGUACAAUAAAGAUCUAGGCUAUGUCCAGGGGAUGUCUGAUCUGCUCGCACCGAUAUACGCCGUAAUGCAGGACGAUGCUAUGGCUUUCUGGGGAUUCCAGCAUUUCAUGGACCGCAUGGAACGAAAUUUCCUUCGAGAUCAGUCUGGCAUGAGAAACCAGCUUCUUACCCUCGAUCACCUAGUCGCAUUUAUGGAUCCGAAGCUUUAUGCUCAUCUUCAAAAGGCCGAUAGCACCAACUUCUUCUUUUUCUUCCGUAUGCUUUUGGUAUGGUACAAGCGGGAGUUCAAGUGGAUGGAUAUCUUGCACCUGUGGGAAAUCCUUUGGACGGAUUACCUGAGCAGCAGCUUCCAUCUCUUCAUUGCCCUAGCAAUCCUAGAAAAACACCGUGACGUCAUCAUGGCUCAUCUCCAGCACUUCGAUGAGGUACUCAAGUAUAUGAACGAACUAUCCGAAACCAUUGAUCUCGAAUCUACCUUAAUACGUGCAGAGUAUCUAUUUCGCCGCUUCCAACGACUCAUCGAUACCAUCGACAAGAAACAAAACUUCCCAGCGCCAAGGAUGCGUCCAGGUCCAGGCCAGUCAUCUCCAUCGUCUAACACUGACUCUUCGCCUCAACAGGGGAAAGGGAAAGCUCCAGAACAAGAGUUUGAUACGAAGACCAUCACCCCUGAGCUUCGCAAACUUCUAAGUAGAAACGUCGAGGUCCUCCCUAGAAAGGUGGUCCAUAAACAAGGUGACGGUUUCAAGACUUAG
This is a messenger RNA of Xylaria bambusicola, 2999 nucleotides long. RefSeq names its product GTPase-activating protein GYP7. Gene Ontology annotation, biological process: activation of GTPase activity. The coding region runs from base 552 to 2999 and encodes 815 amino acids. Gene Ontology annotation, molecular function: GTPase activator activity. Lineage: Eukaryota; Fungi; Ascomycota; Sordariomycetes; Xylariales; Xylariaceae. The transcript has 3 exons. The record is from RefSeq and is a predicted model, not a curated record.